Messenger RNA from Bemisia tabaci, 2516 nucleotides. Lineage: Eukaryota; Metazoa; Arthropoda; Insecta; Hemiptera; Aleyrodidae. The record is from RefSeq and is a predicted model, not a curated record.
UUGUCAGUUGCAAUCACUCGAUACUGACAACCGGGCGAAUCUGAACCCGCUCUGAUCACGUUCAAACCGUUAGUUUUUUCUUAAUUUUAAUUGUUAUCUUCAGUUCACCUGCUCAAUUAUGGCAAAAAUGUGUCUUCAAGGAAGUGGUGUCAUGUGUGUUUAGUUGGUCAACGUCAUAUUAGUUCCUUUUUUCUCGUUGAGUGAUUCAUUUUGGACUCCUGGAUUGAAUAAACAUCGAUAUGCUCGACUACACGCUUUUACCACGUGUAAAUUGCAGUGAAAUAAUGUAGGACCCGAUGCCGAAGUUUUAGACGGAAAAGUGUCUUAUCAAUCUAGUUGAUAUCCAUUUACCAGCUAACGUUUCACCUGCGUUCUGCAUCCUAAAUUCGCAAUAAAUGAACUAAGGAGAGGAAUAUGACGCAAACAUGAUUCUUGGCAAAUAUGGAAUUCUAUUAGAAUACCCCAAAGAAUCAAAUUGGAAAUGUAUCUCUUGCCAUGCUCGAUGAUGAUUUCAAUUUUUUAAGACAUCAUUUUAUCUAGAGCCUGAACGUUAGAGGUCAAAAAAGAUCUGAGAAAUACCCUAGGUCAUUGAAUUGAAAUAUCCGAAAGAUGUCAAACGAUAUUACAAAAUGUUACCAGCCGGUUUUGAACAACUUAAUUUCGCCGGAACGAACGGUUUUGGUGUUGUACACAGGUGGAACUAUUGGAAUGCUGCGUAAUGAAGACGGUGCUUUAGCUCCCGUACGCGGUGCUCUUACAAAGAAGAUUAGACUUCAACCUCAAUUGCACGAUGCUGAAUUUGCUAAGAAGAAAUUGGGAAAAUAUGCCGAGAAAGGACCUUGUGUUCUACCACAAGCUACGAGAGCUUCGAUGGGUUCGUUAUUCUACACGGCACGGACACACUAUCAUACACUGCAUCUGCCUUAUCAUUCAUGCUGGAAAACCUCGGCAAACCUGUCAUUGUAACUGGAUCUCAGAUGCCCAUUUUUGAGCUGCGGAGUGACGGAAGCGACAAUUUUGCCUCGGCAGUCCUUUUAGCUGGCAAUUACGAUAUUCCUGAAGUUACCGUGUUCUUCCAUAAUCGGCUUUAUCGCGGUAACCGAACCUUGAAAACCAGCACGGGUAGCUUCGAUGCGUUCCAUUCACCGAAUUUCCCACCUAUCGCUGAGGUUGGAAUCAGCUUGGAAGUUGACUAUCGCUCGAUUUACAGAUCUUGCACAAUGGACAAACUCCACGUCCAUAGUGUCUUGAAUGAAAACGUCGGAAUUCUGAGAAUAUUUCCAAAUAUUACAACAAAAACUGUUAAUUCCUUCAUGCAACCACCUAUGGAGGGUGUAGUAUUACAAACUUUCGGUUCGGGUAACUUUCCAACCAACAGGAAGGAUUUGCUUCAGUGCAUUCAAGAUGCCACGAACAGGGGUAUCAUCAUCGUCAAUUGUAGCCAGUGUUUGACUGGAAGAGUCACUGAUCUUUAUGAAACAGGAAAGUCACUUUAUGAUGCGGGGAUUAUUUCUGGCCUUGAUAUGACACCGGAAGCAGCUUUGACCAAAUUGGCGUACGUAUUAUCGCAUCCAGAGUGGGAUUUACCGACACGCCGAUUAAUGAUGAGUCGGAAUUUAAGAGGAGAGCUGAGGGGGUCGCCGCCCCCAAAUGAGCAUCCGAUGGACGUAGUUGCAAGCGUGGCAUCCUCCUUCGGAAUCAAAACAUCCAGAGACCUCGCACAACUCGUCCUCCUUAGUAUCGUCAAACAAGGAGACAUCAGCCGACUCAAAGAGCUCAAAGAUUUCGGCGCUGACCUCUCGUCAACGAACGUUGAUAACAGGACUCCACUCCAUAUCGCUGCGGCUGAAGGAAAUUUGAAUCUUGUAAUCUAUUUAUUGGAAAACGGAUCGAAUGUCCACAUCAAAGACAGGCACGACCGGACGCCUUUACUCGAGGCUAUUGAGAAUGAUUAUCACGAAAUCAUCAAAGUGCUGUGCAAAAGCGGAGCUCAUUUGAAGAAGCCGUACUUUAAUAUUUCUGAAAAACUGUGCAGUGCUGCAUCUUUCAAUGAUUCUAAAAGACUCGAGUCGUACAGACUGGCUGGUGCUGACCUGAAUCAGAAAAAUAUUAGCGGGCGUACUGUAGCACAUGUGGCUGCUCUGCAUGGCAACGAGGAGAUAAUAAAUUAUCUACUACGGCAAAAGGUCGAUUUCAGCGAGAAGGAUCUUUUGGGUUUCACGCCUCUCGAUAUUGCACAGAAAAUGGCACACACGCAUAUUGUUGAGUUACUGACAAAGACAAAGAUGGCAAAUGGCCGAUAAAGUAUUCUUGCAAAGUGAGUAAUGGACCUGCAUGAUGAACAUAGCCCCAUUAUUGCAAAAGACUCAUCGCAAACUUCUUAACUCAACAAUGUAGUUGAUGUUACCGACACCAAUUUUCUGUAAUUUCACUCUCAAGGAGCACUGAAGACCAAUUUUAAUUGUUUUAAAUCAUAAAAAAAUCUAGGAAAAAAAAUACAAAAUGAAAUCACCAGA